AUGAAUUGUGUGGCCAGGUACGCCGGCGCCGCGUAUGAUGUGUCCAAGAUGGACCGGAUAAUGCUCAAGUUCCGGCCGAUUGCUCCCAAACCGACUUCACCCGAUGGAUCUGGAUCUGUCUCCGGCUGUGCGAGCGGCGGCUACGCCGAGCCAAGGAGCGGCCGCGCGCGUGCCAAAUCUGGCCGCGGCAAAAGACGGCGCGAGGUUGGAAAUCGGAGGAAUAAUUUUAGCAGGAGGAGAAAUCCUUCACCGGAGAAGGGCGAUUCCGGCGGAUCUGUCACCGGCGGCGAUAAGGAUGUGAGAACUCUGCGGCUGCUGCCGGAGGAGCCCGGCGUGAAGGAGAAUCGGAAGGUAGCGGCGCCGAAUCGGAGUUACCCUUUGUGGCUGAGUUUUGGGGAUGAAGCCGGCGCCGGAUGGAUCGAGGCAGAUCGGACGGAGGUGGAGUGGAGCGCGUGGCGGCGGGCCGCGGUGGUUCAGUCGUGGGUAAAGGUAGAGCAGGUGGCGGAGGCGUGGGCGGCGGUGGGGAUGGGGUGUACGGAUGAGGAGAAGGUGUUGGGGCUGCACCGGGACACGUGUCCUGGGUUCAUAUCUGACGAGACGAACCGGGUGAGUUGGACAAACGAGGCGUUCCGGCGAAUGGUGGGUGGGGAGGAAGGGGAGGAGGUGGCGGCGUGGGUGGUGGUGGAGCGUGGAGUGACUUUGCCGACUGGGUGCGUGGGGUUCACGUGCAGAGCUAGAGUGGUCACGUGCAGGGAUGAGAAAGGGGUCAAAACGGUGCCGUGCGACGCGUGGAGGUUGGAUUGCGGUGGGUUUGCAUGGAGGCUGGACACCACUGCUGCUCUCUCGCUUUGGGUCGGUCAUUAA
Molecule: messenger RNA, 864 nt
Organism: Striga asiatica
Lineage: Eukaryota; Viridiplantae; Streptophyta; Magnoliopsida; Lamiales; Orobanchaceae
Source: the annotation of a GenBank genome assembly